Ichthyophthirius multifiliis is the source of this 756-nucleotide messenger RNA. RefSeq lists its product as hypothetical. The record is from RefSeq and is a predicted model, not a curated record. The transcript has 4 exons. Gene Ontology annotation, molecular function: phosphatase activity. Lineage: Eukaryota; Ciliophora; Oligohymenophorea; Hymenostomatida. Gene Ontology annotation, biological process: dephosphorylation.
AUGAUAUCAUUAAAUAUAUAAAAUAUUUAUACUAUGCGUCAUGGAGCAAGAUAUUCACUUAAUUCUUAAGUAAUAUAAGGUAAGGCUGAAUAUGAAUUUUAUAAAAAAAGAGAAGGAUAAUUAACAUCAGUUGGUAUGCUUUAACACUAUAAUUUUGGCAAUCUUGUUCGUUAAGAAUAUGUUGUUUAAAAAAGAUUUCUUCCAAAUAAUUAUGAUAUUGAUAGUACAUAUGCAUUUUCUUCUAAUGUAAAUAGAACUUUAUAGAGUUUAUAAAGUUUCUUAUAUGGUUUAUAUCCUCUCAGAACUGGCAUAGCAUUACCUCAAAAUUUAGCUGAUAAUUUAAAAGAAGCUCCAUAUCAUUAGAAUUAAUAAUAAUAGCAUGCAUAAUAAGUAAAUGAUUUUCUUAUUAAUAAUGAGAGGUUUGCUUUACCUGAGGGUUAUUAUCCUUAUGUGAUAUAAUAAUAUACUGAUAAUUUAAAUAUCCUUAAAUUUAAAUGUAAACCUUCAAAAUCAAAACUCAAAGAAUAAAAUCUUAAAGAAAACAUUGUAAUGUUAGAAGAAUUUUACAAAAAAUAUGAAACUCAAGUGAAUUAAGUAGCUGCAAAAAUAGGUAUAAAUUAUACUUUAGAUGUUAAAAAUAUGUCGGCUUUUGUAGAUUGGGUAACUACUUCAAGAUUCUUAGGUAUUGACUACAAUAUAACCAUAUAAGAUAACUGCCUUAUAGUAACUAAUGAUGUCCAAACUUACACUGUAUGA